This is a messenger RNA of Mobula hypostoma (lesser devil ray), 6073 nucleotides long. RefSeq names its product sphingomyelin phosphodiesterase 5-like. Gene Ontology annotation, molecular function: sphingomyelin phosphodiesterase activity. The coding region runs from base 293 to 2077 and encodes 594 amino acids. NCBI's taxonomy places the organism in Eukaryota, Metazoa, Chordata, Chondrichthyes, Myliobatiformes, Myliobatidae. The transcript is spliced from 8 exons. Gene Ontology annotation, cellular component: extracellular region; cytoplasm. The record is from RefSeq and is a predicted model, not a curated record. Gene Ontology annotation, biological process: sphingomyelin metabolic process.
CGCGAGACCAGGUGACAGGCAGGUUUACGGCGGCGGCUGCGGGGUUGGGUUGUCAUCGUGGAGGCCUGCGGGCUGGACGAGGGUGCGGGAAGGGAGCCGCUGCUACUGGUUCGCCCCGUGAGAAAUGCGGCUCCAGGUUACAAGAGGGCACACAGAGAAUUUGUUGCGCAGUGACAAGUCUCCUCCAAUUGAAGAUGUCACAAAAUGAAAAUGACUGGCAGACUGGACACAGUCAAAGUUAUUUGUUCAGACCAUAGCAUUAAUUGAGAAGGUUAAAUGUAAAUUUGUAAAUAUGGUUCUACGUGAGUCUCCUUUCCCGAAUGCCUGUGUUCAUGGCCUACAUUCUGCAGCUUGGGCCCUGAUCUUCCCUUGUUUUUGGUCCCUGGAUCAUAUGAUUGCUAUCUGUGUGCCAACGACUCCUGAGAAACUUCAGGAACAGGAAUGCUAUCUCUGGCCAUUGAAGGCUUUCUUUAGUUUCCUCCUAUGCCUGACUCUGCUGGUAAUCUGCAUGCCUCUGGCACUAAUUGGGUUCAUUGUCUGGGCUCCUCUACAGACAGUCAGAAGGCCAUUCAGUUAUUCUUACGUGAAGAAACCAGUGGUCAGUGCUGAGAAACAAUGGUCCGGUUACGGAGAGGGAAGGGGGUUCAGUUUUCUUGAAGCAAACUUGUGCUUUCUGCCCAAUAGUCUAGCCCGAUUUAAUAAUCUGGCUAGGACCCAAAGGAGAGCUACUCAGAUCGCCACUCACAUCUGUGAAUCUGUAGGUCGGCCAAGGAUUAAGGUGUGCGUGGAUUCUCCAACGAGCAUGACUGCCAGCUCUCAGAGCAGGAGGAGCUCUUUGACUCCAGUCAGAGACAUGCCUAACUCACACAGUGUCAACCGCACACAGGGGCCUGGGGAACUGCUUCCAGUCUUGAACAGCCUGCACUACAUUGAUAGCUCAGAGGAGAGCAGCGAAGUCGAGAACAUGAGUCCAGGUCAAAUCAAUGUGCGUACUUCAGCCGUGGAAGCAAGCAGCCCGUCAGAAACCGUGGAGGAGCUGACAGGUGACCAACCCAGCAAGCAACCUGCUCCACCUCCUGCCUUUGCAACAUGCCACAGCAGACCUCGAAAGAAGCAGAAUAGGAAAGAAGAUCUGGUGGCGGAAAUAUCUCCACUGUUUCCUGCUGAUACAGCCUUUGUCUGCCUACUGGAAGUCUUUGAGAAACGGGCAGCAGCCAAGCUGAAGCAGCUUCUUCAGCCGGCAUUUGCACAUGUUCUCUAUGACGUCGGCGUGUACGGCUUCCAUGGCUGCUGUGAGUUCAAAUUCCUCAACAGUGGGAUCUUCUUUGCUAGCCGCUAUCCCAUCCUUCAUGCAGAGUAUUACUGCUUUCCCAGGUCACGGGGAGAAGAUGCCCUGGCUGCUAAAGGUCUCUUGUGUGUUAAGGUUGAAGUUGGAUUGACCCAAAAAGGCCAUCGGAUUGUGGGGUAUGUCAGCUGCACCCACCUACAUGCCACAGCAGAGGACAACCACAUCCGUCAGAACCAACUCAGUCAUAUCGCAGAUUGGAUCAGCGAAUUCAUGAGUGCAACAGAAUGUGAGGAUGAGAAAGUUGUGUUCGAUGUUCUUUGUGGCGAUUUCAAUUUCGAUAACUGCUCUCUGGAGGAUCAUCUGGAGCAGCAGCAUCAGAUCCUCAAAAUGUAUAAAGAUCCUUGCUGCAUUGCACCGGGUAAAGAGAAGCCUGGGGUCAUAGGUACACUGUUAGAACAAAGAACGAUGUAUGAGGAGCCAGUAAUCAGUCCAGAGAAUUUGCAGCGGGCCUUGGAAAUCGAUGAGUUGAGGAAACAAUACCUGGCAUUCCCUGUUAACUGUGCUAUUGACAACUCCGAAAGUCCAGAGUCCUCAACUGUUGGAGGUGGACGCAGGAUUGAUUACUUGCUGUAUCGGGAAGAUACCGUUGCAAAGGAAGUGAUGACCGAAGUGGAGGAAUUUACUUUUAUUACCCAGCUGGCUGGGUUGACGGACCACCUUCCAAUCGGAAUGAGACUCUUCAUUUCCAUGACAGCAGAGGAUGGCAACGAGAAUUGCGAUGAACUUUGACCUCCUAAACUACCCCACCACCCAAUAAGUGCCAAAUGCUUCGAGAGAGAUACAAAACUAUCUUUUAAAAAUGGUAUUUUUAAAUAUGUAAAUUAUAAAUGUAAAUCAUGACACUUUGAUUCUGACCGUACCGGAGAUGUAUGUUUACAUGAUAUUAAGAUAGUGAUGCUGGAGUAUGAGCGCUUUGAACAUUUGGACCAGUGACCUGAAAAUUGGGUCCAUCAUUAACUCCCCCAUUAACUCCUCUCCUCUCUCCCAAAUCGAGACCUUAACUCGAAAUCCAGAACUGUCUUUUGCUUUUCCAACAGUUCCAUGCAGUGGUUACAAAUCUAUUGCCAAACAAGUCAGUUCUGUGCUGCUGUCUGUCCAGUUCCUUCAGUGUGAGAUUUCUGUCGGAUCCAUUUUGCGUUUGCAAGCAAAAGAACUCGACAUUCGGACCCACAUUUGAACUGCCUCCAAGGGAUCUUGCUGAUUUGGGUAUACAUUUCGGGUUCCAUUAUAUUGGAUUUAUCGGUCAUCACACCCCUCACCAAUGUUUUUAUAAUGAAUAAAUGAAGGUUGAGGAAAGUUGUAGAAAUGUAUUCCAAUUGGUCUGACACACUCUCAGCACUGAGAUAGAUUAUGGUUUUUUUUCUAUAUACACGUUCAAUACAUUCCCUUCCUCUGGUGCACCUCCUUUUCCUUUUCUCCAAUGGUCCACUCUUCUCUCCUGUUCAAUUCCUUACUUCAUCCCUAUCCCCACACACUCACCUGGACUUGCCUAUUACCUGCCAGCUUGUACUCAUUCCCCACUUCCUUUCCAGUCUCAAUGGAUGGUCUCAGGCUGUUGUAUUCCCCUCUGUAGAUGCUCUCUGACUUGCUGAGUUCCUCCAGCAUUGUGCUUUGUGUUGCUCUGGAUAAAAAUGUAGAUGGGUGGAUGAGUUAUUUUACAGACAACACAAAGAUUGGAGCGGUGGAUAGUGUAUGUUGUCGAAAGGAUACAGUAGAAGAUAGAUCUGUUACAGUGGAGAAAUGGCAAGUGGAACUUAAUCUGGGCAAAUGUGGAAGAUCAAAUGUAAGGGGAAAGUGUAUAGUUAGCACCAGGACCCUUAACAGCAUUGAUAUACAGAGGGACCUUUGGUCAAACGCAAGACUUCCUGAAAGUGAUCAUGCAAGUGGAUAGGAUGGUAAAGGGGUAUUGCAUGCUUGCCUUCACUAGUUGGAACACUGAGUAUAAGAGGAAAUCAUGGUGCAGGUGUACAAGCUCAUCACUUUAAAACAGAUGAGGAGGAAUUUCUUUUGCCACUGUCACAGAAGUGAAGAUUGAUAGGUUUUUGAUUAGUUAGGGCGUCAAAGGUUACGGGGAGAACACAGGAGAAUGGGGUUGAGAGGGAUAAUAAAUCAGCCAUCAUGGAAUGGCAGAGCUGAGUCAAUGGAAUGGCCUAAUUCUGCUCCUAUGUCUUCUGAUGUAAAAGUUUGCUUAGUAUUGUGCAAUUCUGGUUGCCUCAUUACAGGAUGGAAUGAGAGCUUUAGAAAGAAAGGGCAUGGAAGUAGUUUACUAGGAUGCUGUGUGAAUUGGAGAGUAUGAGAGGUUUGACAAACGUGUUGUUUCCUCUGGAAUGUCAGAGGCUAAGGAGUGACCUGAUGCCAGUUUGUAAAAUUAAGAAACAUGGAGUAGGUAGUCAGAAUCUUUUACUCAUGGAAGAAAUGUUAAGUACUAGAGGAAAUGUGUUUGAGUUGAAAUGGGGGAGAAACUUAAAAACUUGCCCCACACAUCUUAAAACACAAAAAUUGGUGGGUACCAGGGUUGUGGUGUUGAGACUGCUAACACAAACAUACAGAAAAUGGAGAGAUAUGAUUUGUGCACAAGUGGAAGAGAUUUAGUUUAAUUUGGCUUUGUGGUCUGUUCCACUGCUGUGCUGUUCUAUGGUUUCUGUUCUAAAGUGUGCCACCCAGUGGUGAGAGACACCAUUUCUGUUUGUUGCUUUGAUGUGCUUUAAUUUCAUAUUCACUAAUCGAAUCAAAAUAGAAACACUGGAAACUUCCUGGGUGGGCAGCUAUGGUGGUUAACCUUUAGCAUAAUAGAACAUAACAGCACUGUACAGGCCCUUCAGCCCACAAUCUUGUGCUGACCCUUUAAUCUACUCAGAUCAAUUGUUACGUUUCUAAGUUUUCUGAUCAGACAAAUCGACAUGUCAUUAUAAGUGGAGAGGAAAAUGCAAGACAUGGGGAUAUGGAACUAAUUGAACUGGUCUAUCACAGCAAAACCAACCAUCCAGGAGGUACAGGAGCCUUGCCUCCCUCACCACCAGGCUCAGAAACACUUAUUACCGUACACCAGUGUGGAUAACUUAACUCAUCACAACUCUGAAUUGAUUCCACAACCGACACUUAUUUUCAAGGAUUUUUUAACAAUUCAUGUUGUGUUAUUAUUUGCAGUUUGUCUUUUGCACAUGGGUUGUCUGUUUAGUACCUAUAAAAAGUAAUUAGGAUAAUUAAUUUAGAUCACUUUGUAGUGCUGUUUUCUCUUUGACACGAAAAAGCGUUUCUCUGUUGAUCAGUGUUAAAAAAGCCAAAUUAAAUCCACUCAAUGUUGUAAAACAAUAAAACACAAAAACUUUGGGGGGAGGGUGCAAAUACUUUUUAUAGGCACUGUAUGUGAGAUGUGCAGAUGACACUGUUAAUUGCAAGUAUGGAGGAAGAACUACAAAACUUAUUUGAUAUAAUUGUUGAAGGAAGUGCAAAAAUGGGUCUAUUAAUUGCAAAAAGACAAUAUAUGGUGAUAUCCAAAAAGAAGGAGACUCCUAUCUGCAGGCUGAGAAUAAACAGGGAAGACAUAAAACAAGUCCAGAACUUUUGCUACUUAGGAAGCUGGGUGACAUCAGAUGACAGGUGCGACUUGGACAUCGAAAGAAGAAUAGGGAUGGCAAAAGACACCUUUACGAGAAUGAAGAGUAUACUGAUCAACACUAAACUAGGCAUGACAACCCACCUCAGAGUACUGUAAUGUUACAUUUAUCCAGUUACGUUAUAUGGCUCAGAAUAUUAGACAAUAUCUAGUAACAUGUGGAAACAAAUUGUAGCAGCAGAGAUGUGGUUUUUGAGGAGGAUGCAAAGAAUAUCAUGGACAAAAUGAAUAUCUAACGAGGAUGUCAUGAACAGAGCAAACUCAAAAAGAGAAAUAAUGUAUGAGAUCAUGAAAAGGCAACGUAACUUCAUUGGACAUGUGAUUAGGAAAGAGGAGUUAGAAUGCACAAUAAUUAUGGGAAAGAUUGAAGGGAAGAGAGCAAGAGGAAGACAAAGACAAAUGAUGAUGGAGACAGCAGCCAGAGAACUGGAAAUGAAUCCCAAUGAAUUGAUCCACUUGACCCAAAACAGGAGUGUGUGGGCUGUGGCAGUCAAAACUCAAACUGGGCAUGGCAUCUGAUGAUGGUGAUGUAUUUUUUGUAAAUUCUAUUGUUUAUUUUCCCAUAAAUGCUUACAAGAAAAUGAAUCUCAAGGUAUUAAGUGCUAACAUAUAUAUUGAUGAUAAUAUACUUUGAGAAUAUGGCAGGUGCGAUAAAAUACUUACUUUGGUGCACAAAACUAAAAAGCAGUGUAUUUAUUAAACAGGCUGGAAAAUCCAUGGACCCUGAGUAGCUUGAAACACAAAUUUCAGAGCUAACAGGUGCAUGAAUGUUGCAAUGGGUAUGAUGGCCUUUGUUAGGAGAGUAAUGAAGAAUGGUGGCACCUAGUUAUAUACCCAGAUGUACAGGUAUGUACCAUUAAGGGAACAGCAGUGACCGAUACAGUUUGGCACCAGUGGUCCUGCUCUGUGUUUACUCCUGAAGCUUGAGGUUUGAGAUCAGUGUUUUCCUCUUAGAUAGAUGUCAACCACAGCUGACAAGUCCCAUCUGCCUGAAGUGAUUGGUUUUAAGGCCCUUCCUCCUGUCAGUAGAAACAUUUCUGUCAGGCUUAGUAGCUAAGCCACGCGUGAAGGCCAGGCGCUGGAUUUGGAUAUCAGAGGCUAUUUGAGAU